UGCCUUUUGGAGGCCUCCGAAUGACAGCAGUCCACGAUUUUCGAUCCCGGGAUCCUCGUCGGGUCGUUGGCUGUGUCCUAUUUUCCGAAGCAUUCACCUCAGGGCAAUGAGAAACACGGGCCCCAUUCCCCCCUCCUUUGCCCCACUUCCGUCCCCUUUUAAAUGGCCAGCCCUAUAGCGAAACGUCCCAUUUGCUGCAUCAGAGGGAGAGAAUGGCUUCGUCCCAUUCGGAGCCGGCAGAAGAUGAGCCAGAGGCGGCGGAAGUGGAGGGGACCUUGGAGCCCCCCGAAGAUUUCCGAGAGAAGCCCCUUCCUCAAGCCCUCAGGGACUACUCUGGGGACCCCGAAGAGCCCCCCGAAAUGCCGAGGGAGCACGCAAUCAAACGCUUCUUGAAGGACGACUCGGAAGAGGCAGAGCUGGUCCAGUUCCUCGGCGACCAACCUGCGGAGCAGACCUUCCGUCGCCCGGAGCCCAAACAGGAGGAAGACACCUGCAAGGGCCUUGGUCUCCAUCGUGGGCCCCCCGAGAUGUUCGCCGCCAUGACGGGGGCCCGGCCCCUGCCCCAGGACGAUGCUGUCACCAUGGAUGAGAAGGAGCCCAAAGCCUUCCACCGGCCACGGCCUCUUGAUCUGAGGCAGCAACAACCACAGCAGCAUAUGGCUGCUCCGGCGCCACCUAGCCCUUCUCGGCCUCGGAGCCCUUGGGGAAGACUGGAUCCGUACGAUUCUGAUGAGGAUGAUAAGGAAUAUGUCGGGUUUGCCACUCUGCCCAACCAGGUCCAUCGGAAGUCGGUCAAGAGGGGAUUUGACUUCACGCUGAUGGUUGCAGGAGAAGCCGGGCUGGGAAAAUCGACUCUGGUGAACAGCCUCUUUCUUACGGAUCUAUACAAGGACCGUAAACUCUUAAAUGCGGAAGAACGGAUCCUCCAGACAGUGGAGAUCACCAAACAUGUGGUGGACAUUGAGGAGAAAGGCGUCAAGCUCCGCUUAACCAUCGUGGACACGCCAGGCUUCGGAGAUGCCGUCAACAACACCGAAUGCUGGAAGCCAGUGGCCGACUACAUCGACCAGCAGUUUGAGCAAUACUUCCGGGACGAAAGCGGCCUCAACCGGAAGAACAUUCAGGACAACCGAGUGCAUUGCUGCCUCUACUUCAUCUCCCCUUUCGGACAUGGGUUACGGCCCUUGGAUGUGGAGUUCAUGAAAGCACUCCACCAGCGGGUGAAUAUCGUGCCCGUCUUGGCCAAAGCAGACACCCUCAUGCCCUCAGAGGUGGACCGGAUGAAGAACAAGAUCCGGGAUGAAAUCGAACAGUUUGGGAUCCGGAUCUACCAGUUCCCUGAUUGCGACUCAGACGAAGACGACGAUUUCAAGCUGCAGGACCAGGAGCUCAAAGAGAGCAUCCCAUUUGCCGUAAUUGGCAGCAACACGGUCGUGGAGGCCAAAGGGAGACGCAUCCGAGGCCGACUGUAUCCAUGGGGCGUCGUGGAAGUGGAAAACCCGGCCCAUUGCGACUUUGUCAAGCUGCGCACCAUGUUGGUGAGGACGCACAUGCAGGACCUGAAGGACGUGACCCGGGAGACGCACUACGAAAACUACCGGGCCCAAUGCAUCCAGAGCAUGACUCGGAUGGUAGUCAAGGAGCGCAACCGGAAAAUAGCAAACUCACCAGAGAAAGUGGGACAGACUUCCCCAUCCCCGCCAUGCCGCCGGUCCCGGACUCGGAAACGGAGAAGCUGAUCCGGGAAAAGGAUGAGGAGUUGCGUCGGAUGCAGGAAAUGUUGCAGAAAAUCCAGCAGCAGAUGGAAGACACCCACUAGCCCUUUCUUACUUCUCAGUUGCCCGUCCUCCAACCUUCUCCAUCUCUGGUCCUCUUUCUCACCCUCCUGCCUCGGAGACACACAAUGUUUACAUUUCUCAUCCAGAACUUGACCUCAUCCUGGCACCUCUGACUUGACGCUCCUCAUAGAGAUAUAUAUAUAUAGCGAGAGAGAGAGAAAGAGAGAGAGAUUAUAUACUCACACACAUUGCUGCAACCAUCGCCUUACAGCCAAAGUUGGCCGCGCUUUGCUGAAGAAACAAGACGCUCGCCCAAAGAUUUGACCUGCGACUCCCAGCAUGUGGGAAUUCCGCCUUUCUGUUUUCUGGUUACCUGAAAGACGCCGUUGUGGCAAUGAACAUAUUUCGGAGGAUGUCUAAUCAGUUGGGAAGGAGUUAGAGAAGGUAGAAAAGCUGGGAAAGGACAGAGCCAACUAGCAGUCCACCAUUUCUGCCCGAUGUUGAUAGACCUUCCUUGGUAGCCACCAUAGGGUUGGCUCUUUCAAAGGUGGCUCGGCUCUUUGAGAGAUGAGAGGUCACCCUAAGCAAGGAGUUGAGGUCCAAUGGGAGUGUCCCUAAAGUUGUGUAUCCACGAAUUGGGACAUCAGUCCUUCAGAACCACCAUCCAUCCAUGGUCCAGGCUUGGAAGAUCACACCGCCAUUGCAAGGCUAGCUGGAGGCCCCCAAAAGAGUACCUUCUCCAGUCGUUGGAUCGUAAUAAUCUCCCACGAGUCCUGCUUAUUGAGAAACCCCGAAAGCCAUUCCUAUCAUUCAGGACGUUGGGGUUGCCAACACCGCCUUUCUGCUGUGCUCCUCUGCCUUGGGGCACUUUGACAUAUACUUGCCAGCUUUAUUUUCCUAGCAUGGAGAGGCAUCUUCCCCCACUUCGUUUGCAGGUAAAAUAGCUAUUACUAUACAGGAGUGACAAUAGAUUGGGGUGUAUAUUUGAAUAAUCCCCUCUGCAAUAUUAUAGCGUAACAUGCCUUUAAAAUACUCUCCCUUUUUAUUCUUCGAGGUUGGUUAUUGCCCCCCCCCCGAAAUCCUUGUUCAAUUGAUGGAUUAAUUAUUGUAAAAUAUUGAUCAUGUACUCUUUCCGAUGCUUUCUUACUGCAGGCGACAUUCUUGAAUGCCUAAUUUUUCACCCAUUUUAAGGUAUUAUUAUUAUUAGAUAUAUUUAUUAUUGUAAUACAUUAAUUUAUUUUGACCAUUAAUGUUCCAUUAUUUAUUCUUUAUUAUGUUGAUAUUUUUUUAGUUUGACAAUUCAGAAGUGGCAUUUUUGAAUGCCUGGUUUCUCACGGAUUUUUAGUUGCUAUAUUAUUAUUAUUAUUAUUAUUAUUAUGAGUUGACAUAUUUAUUAUUGUGGCAUAUUGAUUACUUUUGGCCUGGUUUCUCACGGAUUUUUAGUUUCUAUAUUAUUAUUAUUAUUAUGAGUUGACAUAUUUAUUAUUGUGGCACAUUGAUUGCUUUUGGCCACAUAGUUUGUGUACUCUUCUUGGGGAGCAGCGGCGUAAAGUUAGGGAGCACUUUAGGAUGGUUUUUCAGGGUUUACGGGUCCAUUCCGCCCCCCACCCCCAAAUCUUGCUAUUUUCUUACCCAAAAAGAUUUUAUUUUGCACGGCUGUCAAAACCAAGAAAUGUAUUUAUUGAUACAGAUGCAAAAGAAUGAGAUGUUUAUACCUUUGGAAAGGCUCCGGUAGAGAAUAUUUUUAAACCCGCCAAUAAAUAUUGCAAAUUUCAAGA
This is a messenger RNA of Anolis sagrei ordinatus, 3556 nucleotides long. Its product is annotated as septin-4-like. Gene Ontology annotation, molecular function: GTPase activity; GTP binding; molecular adaptor activity. The record is from RefSeq and is a predicted model, not a curated record. NCBI's taxonomy places the organism in Eukaryota, Metazoa, Chordata, Lepidosauria, Squamata, Anolidae. Gene Ontology annotation, cellular component: septin complex; cell division site; microtubule cytoskeleton. Gene Ontology annotation, biological process: intracellular protein localization; regulation of exocytosis; cytoskeleton-dependent cytokinesis.